UUUUUUACUAUUGUUCUUGACUGGAAAGGGCCUGAAAUGAGUUUCUUUGGUGUCUGGUGUCUAGUGUCUAGUGUCUAUUCUUUAAAGAAAUAAAUUGCAUAAUAGGGGUGGAGGUUGUAGCAGAGUGACAAACGUAUAGGUACUCAGAUUCAGACAUAUAGAUCCACUUAUAAAUACAGGCUAGAGAAUAUCAUCCUUCCUGUUGAACUCCCUUAACAUAUCUGUGUUCUCAGACCUCAAGGUUCUCAGCGACAUGAAGCCAGCAGGUGCCUUUCUGCUUUUGAUCAGCCUGACCUGUGUGUUCCUCUCUGUAGAUGCUGUGAGCCAAGGAGGCUUUCAGGCUUUUUGCAGAAACUAUGAGAAGACACUGGCCCCAGAUGGAAAAUCAUGCCUAAAGAUCCACAAGCCAGUAUGUGGCACUGAUGGAAAAACUUACCAAAACCGCUGUGAAUUCUGCCAAACAGCCAUGGAAAGAAGUUUUGGAAAAGUUGGUUUCAAACAUGAAGGAAAAUGCUGAUUCCUCUAACAUCGAAAUGCUGGGUGCACCUUUGGUUUGAAUUUUACACUAAGACAUGUGUUCCCUCUUACCCAGUUUCUACAGCAGUGUGCUUCCCACCAAUUAUUAUGCACAAAACAGAAUUUCAAUAAAGCUAUAUGAGUAACACCAAUGCUUUGUUUCAUGUAAUGAAAGCACAUCUAAUUAAUUAACUUAGGUAGAAUGUACACUCUUCAAUAUGAAAUGAGAAAUUUGAAAACUAAACCGGCUACUACUGCACUUACCAGACCCAGAACUGCCCUAUCAGUGUGCAGUUCAUCUGUAGCUAUGCAGAGAGUCUGAAGGAAGUAAAAUAGGAUGCUAUGAAGUAAACAUAUAUGUACCUGACGCAAGGUGUUGGAAUAGUUGUUUUUCCUAAGGGAAAUUUUGAGUUGUAUAAUGCUUCUACUCAAGUAUUGAGGUCAAAAAUCAAUAAAAGAUGUAC
This is a messenger RNA of Arvicanthis niloticus (Nile rat), 980 nucleotides long. RefSeq names its product serine protease inhibitor Kazal-type 12. NCBI's taxonomy places the organism in Eukaryota, Metazoa, Chordata, Mammalia, Rodentia, Muridae. Gene Ontology annotation, molecular function: protein binding. The record is from RefSeq and is a predicted model, not a curated record.